AUGCCCAAAGCGACGACUCCUACCGCAAAUCGCGGCUCCCGCCGUCACAACCCCCUCGAGGACGAUCUUCUCGCCACGGGAAUUCUCCGCAACAAGCCUAGCAAAAAGGGCUCCAAGAACGACAAUGACGAGGACCAAGAUGCGUUUGUCGACUCCAAGGCGUCCAAGAACAUUCUCCGUAUUGGUCGCGAGCUGGCCGAAGAAGACAAUGCCGAGCGUGCAGGCGCUGUUGCGCCCCCCACCAUUGACAACUUUGGCUACGACUCCCGUUUUGGUGAUCUCGAGGACGAGGCCAAGGUGUACGGCGACGACGACGAAGCCUGGGGAGACGACGACGACGAGGUAGAGGAAAUUGAAGUCGACCCCAAUGAUUUGGAAAUGUACCGCAAGUUCAUGCCCGACGAGGAAGACGACCUGCUCAAGCACGGCUGGGACCGUCAGCCCACUGGCGACGAACAGGACGAGGAGCCCACCAACCUGGCCGAUCUCAUCCUCCAAAAGAUUGCUCAGCACGAAGCCCGACAGGAGCACGGCGAGGUCGCCCCUCCUCCCGACGACUAUGAGAUCCCUCCCAAGGUUGUCGAAGUAUAUACCAAGAUCGGUGAAAUUCUCUCCCGCUACAAAUCUGGUCCUCUUCCCAAGCCUUUCAAAAUUCUUCCCACGAUCCCUCACUGGGAAGAUAUUAUCGACAUCACCAAGCCCGAGAAAUGGACGCCAAACGCUACUUACCAAGCGACUCGCAUCUUCGUUUCGGCCAAGCCCCACGUCGUCCAACGGUUCCUGGAGAUGGUCGUUCUCGAGAAGGUCCGCGAGGAUAUUUACGAAACGAAAAAGCUCAACGUCCAUCUGUUCAACUCCCUCAAGAAGGGUCUAUACAAACCAUCGGCUUUUUUCAAAGGCUUCCUUUUCCCUCUUGUCGGUAGCGGAACCUGCACCAUUCGCGAGGCACACAUCAUCUCUGCCGUCCUUGCGAGAGUUUCCAUCCCGGUUCUCCACUCUGCCGCGGCCAUCAAGGGACUCUGCGACAUUGCCGCCCAAGAAGCCUCCCAGAACAACGAGGGUGGUGGCGCAACCAACUUGUUUCUCAAGACCCUUCUCGAGAAGAAGUAUGCUCUGCCCUACCAGGCCAUCGACGCACUUGUUUUCCACUUCCUCCGCUUCCGCAGCGUCGACCCCGCCUCGGUACAAGAGGAUGAAGCCAUGGCUGGCGUUACUGGCGACGUGCGUACCAAGCUGCCCGUCAUCUGGCACCAGGGCCUUCUCGUAUUCGCACAGCGAUACAAGGGCGACAUUACAGAGGACCAGCGCGAGGCCCUUUUGGAUCUGCUCCUCACACAUGGCCAUUCAGCUAUCGGUCCCGAAGUUAGACGAGAACUUCUCGCAGGUAGAGGUCGUGGCGUGCCGCUGGAGCAGCAGGGCGACAUCCUCGACGGUGACGAUACUAUGUUGAUUGAUUAA
Messenger RNA from Akanthomyces muscarius, 1458 nucleotides. RefSeq lists its product as uncharacterized. Gene Ontology annotation, biological process: rRNA processing. Gene Ontology annotation, cellular component: cytoplasm; preribosome, small subunit precursor; nucleolus. Lineage: Eukaryota; Fungi; Ascomycota; Sordariomycetes; Hypocreales; Cordycipitaceae. The record is from RefSeq and is a predicted model, not a curated record. The transcript is spliced from 2 exons. Gene Ontology annotation, molecular function: snoRNA binding. The coding region runs from base 1 to 1458 and encodes 485 amino acids.